UGAAUACAUUAAAACAAACUGAAGUGUGGUUAAAACAGAGUCUUGAUAAUGCUUCAGAAGAAAUAACACGGUUAAAUUAUAAAUUAGUUUGUUUAAAUAGUGAAUCAAUGCAACUAAAUCAAAUGUURUUAGAUAAUCAUCAAGAAAUUGAAGAGUUAUCAGUAGAAAACAAAGAUUUAAAAAAAAAAUUAAAUGAUAUUACUGAACAAUUUUCAAUAACUAGUAAUAACUUUGCAAAACUAUCACAAAAUUAUGAAUCAAAACGUCAAAUUAUUAAAGAUCAAAAUUCUUCAAUAAAGAAUCUUGAAAAACAAUUAGAAGAUCUACGUUUUGAAAGCGAUAAAAUAAAAGCAGAUUUACUGGAUCAAUUAAAAAGUGAAAAAACUGAAAAUAAAAUUCAAGUUUCUAAAUUAGAACAACAACUAACAGAAAAACUAAGUAUUAUCAAUGAAAAAUCUGAGGAAAUCAAUAACAAAAUGUCAUUUAUUAGAAAUCUAGAAAAUAUUGCUUUAGAAAAAGAUAAAGAUAUUAUUGAAUUGCGUAAACAACUACAAGAACAACACAGAGUUCGUGAAAUGAUAAGUCAAAUGUUAGCUGCUACAUCCAGCAAACCUUAAGUAUCAGAUAUCUAAGCUUGACUGAUAGAAGCCAAUUUGUGUUCCUAAGUAAAAUCUAAAAUCUUAAUUUUUGAGAAAAUGCUUAAUUUAAUUAGUUUA
This is a messenger RNA of Diuraphis noxia (Russian wheat aphid), 716 nucleotides long. RefSeq lists its product as uncharacterized. Lineage: Eukaryota; Metazoa; Arthropoda; Insecta; Hemiptera; Aphididae. The record is from RefSeq and is a predicted model, not a curated record.